Molecule: messenger RNA, 1419 nt
Organism: Oncorhynchus nerka (sockeye salmon)
Lineage: Eukaryota; Metazoa; Chordata; Actinopteri; Salmoniformes; Salmonidae
Exons: 1
Coding region: 1-1419 (472 amino acids)
Source: RefSeq, a predicted model, not a curated record
AUGGCAACACAGGUACUCACAAGACCAGCAGACAAGAUGUGUGGUACUCACAAGACCAGCGGACAAGGUAACACAGGUACUCACAAGACCAGCGGACAUGGUAACACAGGUACUCACAAGACCAGCGGACAUGGUAACACAGGUACUCAGAAGACCAGCGGACAUGGUAACACAGGUACUCACAAGACCAGCGGACAUGGUAACACAGGUACUCACAAGACCAGCGGACAUGGUAACACAGGUACUCACAAGACCAGCGGACAUGGUAGCACAGGUACUCACAAGACCAGCGGACAUGGUAGCACAGGUACUCACAAGACCAGACCAGGACAUGGUAGCACAGGUACUCACAAGACCAGCGGACAUGGUAACACAGGUACUCACAAGACCAGCGGACAUGGUAGCACAGGUACUCACAAGACCAGCGGACAUGGUAGCACAGGUACUCACAAGACCAGCGGACAUGGUAGCACAGGUACUCACAAGACCAGCGGACAUGGUAGCACAGGUACUCACAAGACCAGCGGACAUGGUAGCACAGGUACUCACAAGAUCAGCGGACAUGGUAGCACAGGUACUCACAAGACCAGCGGACAUGGUAACACAGGUACUCACAAGACCAGCGGACAUGGUAGCACAGGUACUCACAAGACCAGCGAACAUGGUAACACAGGUACUCACAAGACCAGCGGACAUGGUAGCACAGGUACUCACAAGACCAGCGGACAUGGUAGCACAGGUACUCACAAGACCAGCGGACAUGGUAGCACAGGUACUCACAAGACCAAAGGACAUGGUAGCACAGGUACUCACAAGACAAGCGGACAUGGUAGCACAGGUACUCACAAGACAAGCGGACAUGGUAGCACAGGUACUCACAAGACCAGCGGACAAGGUAGCACAGGUACUCACAAGACCAGCAAACAUGGCAACACAGGUACUCACAAGACCAGCAGACAAGAUAGCACAGGUACUCACAAGACCAGCGGACAAGGUAACACAGGUACUCACAAGACCAGCGGACAUGGUAACACAGGUACUCACAAGACCAGCGGACAUGGUAACACAGGUACUCAGAAGACCAGCGGACAUGGUAACACAGGUACUCACAAGACCAGCGGACAUGGUAACACAGGUACUCACAAGACCAGCGGACAUGGUAACACAGGUACUCACAAGACCAGCGGACAUGGUAACACAGGUACUCAGAAGACCAGCGGACAUGGUAACACAGGUACUCACAAGACCAGCGGACAUGGUAACACAGGUACUCACAAGACCAGCGGACAUGGUAACACAGGUACUCACAAGACCAGCGGACAUGGUAACACAGGUACUCACAAGACCAGCGGACAUGGUAACACAGGUACUCACAAGACCAGCGGACAUGGUAGCACAGGUACUCACAAGAGUUGGUAA